AACUCUCGCGAUGUUUCCGUGCUUUGUGAACAGCCUCUCGGUCUGGACACAAAUAAGCUGCUUGCGCAUCUCAGCUGACGCGGCGGGAACGGGGUGAGCUCGAGACCCUGGCGGAGGGUGUCAACAUGGGGAAGUGGAGGUGGUUCCGUGUCUCUCUGGUUCUGGGUUCAGUCUUUAUGAUCCUGUUGAUUAUUCUCUACUGGGACGACGUUGGAGCCUCUCACCUCUACCUGCCCCCCCUCUCACCCCGGCCCGCCCCUCACCACUCCCCCACACACCCAACCCCCUCCUUCCUCUCCGACAUCAAUGCCUUCGUAAACCAGUUCCUGGAGGGAACCAAUGAUCCUACAGAUCCGCCCCCAGACUCUGCCAACCAAUCAGAGCACGCUGAGGAGCGGUACAUUCCCCGGAGGGAGUGGAAAGUCCAUCUGACGCCCAUCGACCCCGAGAAACGACUAGGACAGGAGAGAAGGCGGCAGCGUCUCCAUGACCUCUGUCACCAUGGUGAUGACCUGGCUUUUCCGGGGAAGAACCGUUCGUUUGACGACAUCCCCAACAGGGAGCUGGAUCACCUGAUCGUCGACGACCGCCACGGUAUCAUAUACUGCUACGUCCCCAAGGUGGCGUGUAGUAACUGGAAGAGGAUCAUGAUCGUGCUCAGUGAGAGUCUGCUCCAGGAGGGAGUUCCGUACAGGGACCCUCUGGCGGUUCCUCAGGAGAUGGUCCACAACAGCAGCCUCCACUUCACCUUCAACAAGUUCUGGAAACGCUACGGGAAGUUCUCACGACACCUGAUGAAGGUGAAGCUCCAGAAGUACACUAAGUUCCUGUUUGUCAGAGAUCCGUUCGUCCGCCUCAUCUCAGCGUAUCGGAACAAAUUUGAGCAGCCCAACGAGGAGUUCUACCGCCGAUUCGCUCUGCUCAUGCUCCGUCGCUAUGGUAACCACUCUGAACCUCCCGCGGCAGUGGGCGACGCGUUUCCUGCGGGAAUCCGCCCCUCCUUCUCAGAGUUCGUCCAAUACCUACUGGACCCCAAGACGGAGAGCGACGCCCCCUUCAACGAGCACUGGAGACAGGUCUACCGGCUAUGCCACCCCUGUCAAAUACAGUAUGACUUUGUGGGUCAGCUGGAGACGGUUGAGGAGGAUGCUGAACAGCUGCUGAGGGUUUUGAAGGUGGACAACGUGGUUGACUUCCCCCCCUCUCACAGGAACCACACGGCCAGCAGCUGGCAGGAGGACUGGUUCAGCAGGGUGCCCCUAGUGGCCAGGAGGGGUCUCUACAGGCUGUAUGAACCAGACUUCAGACUGUUUGGCUACUCCAGACCAGACUCCCUGCUAGACUGACUGACUACAACUACACUCAGAAAAAGGCUUUUCUAAAAGGGCUCUUUUCUUGUCCCCAUAGGAGAACCCUUUUUGGUCCCAGGUAUAACUUUUUGGUGGUGAAACAGGUUCUACUUAGAACCUUUUAGUGAUGGAACUGUUCCACGUAGAACCUUGAAUUAAUUAAACCGUUCUACUUGGAACCAAAAAUAGCUAUUGUCAGUGGGUUCUCCUAUGGGGAAAAUCGAAGAAUCCUUUAUGGUUCCAGGUUGAACAUUCUUUUCUAAGACCAGCCAGACCAGAGUGCUGCAUCUUCUGCUCCUGUUCUAGACUCAGCAGGAGAACAGAGGAAAGUUAGAGUUAGGUUCAAUUUCCUUUGGAGAAGACUUGGACUCCUGACUGCUGGAACCCUGGUGGCUUUGAUGGCAUCAUGGAACCCUGGUGUCUGUCAUGUCAUCAUGGAACCCUGGUGUCUGUCAUGUCAUCAUGGAACCCUGGUGUCUGUCAUGUCAUCAUGGAACCUUGGUGUCUGUCAUAUCAUCAUGGAAACCCGGUGUCUGUCAUGUCAUCAUGGAACCCCGGUGUCUGUCAUGUCAUCAUGGAACCCUGGUGUCUGUCAUGUCAUCAUGGAACUCCGGUGUCAUUAUGGAACUCCGGUGUCAUUAUGGAACUCCGGUGUCAUCAUGGAACCCCGGUGUCAUCAUGGAACCCCGGUGUCUGUCAUGUCAUCAUGGAACCCUGGUGUCUGUCAUGUCAUCAUGGAACCCCGGUGUCAUCAUGGAACCCCGGUGUCAUCAUGGAACCCCGGUGUCUGUCAUCAUGGAACCCCGGUGUCUGUCAUGUCGUCAUGGAACCCCGGUGUCUGUCAUGUCGUCAUGGAACCCCGGUGUCUGUCAUGUCGUCAUGGAACCCCGGUGUCUGUCAUGUCGUCAUGGAACCCCGGUGUCUGUCAUGUCGUCAUGGAACCCGGAUGGAACCCUGGUCACUACUGAUCAUCCUAUGAGGAGUUGGACUGUUUGGGAAUUCGUUGUUUUCAAGUUGUUUUUAAUGUUCACUUAUUUUCCAGCAUUAAAGUUAAGCAUGAAAGGGAUUUUUUAUGUUUUAUGUUUUAAUGUGGAAAGGAAAUGCCUUGUUUCACAGUGACUGAUGUCAACAUUAUCACCCUUCUAUAAGGAAGCCAUCAGGACCUGAGGAGUUGUAGGGUUAUGUUGAAGGGAAUGAUUUUCUGAAACAAACCCAAUGGGUGUGCUACUACUGGAAGCAUGGGGAAACAUGUUACAACAUGUUACCGUAUAAAAAGAGGAAGACAAGGAUAGACAGGAGGUUGGGGUUAGACGGGGUUAGGGUUAAACAGGAGGUUAGGGUUAAACAGGAGGUUAGGGUUAGACAGGGGGUUAGGGUUAGACAAGGGGCAGGGUUAAACAGGAGGUUAGGGUUAGAGUUAGACAGGGUUAGAGGGUUCAAGUUAGACGAGGUUAGAGGUUUAGGGCCUUUGGUUAGAAUGAAAAUGAAAAGUUUACACAGCAAAGUAUUUUUGUAAAUAAUUUUUUUAACUCAUUUUUCAAAUAUACAGAACAUCUGUAUAUUUGAGGUCUUAAAGGGAUGACCUAUCUAUCGGGCUUAAAGGGAUGGUGUCAGUGUUUUAUGUACCUUGCUGAUGCUAUGUAAUAGGGUUGUAUAGGGGUGUGCACAAUGAUAGUCUGUGUUUACUGUGAACUGUUGUCUGUUAUUUCAUGAUAAUGAUCUGUGCCACAAACCUCGUCAUUCACAGAGUAGAAUUUACAUGUUGGGUUAGAGUGUUUCCAUCUGACAGUACAUCAACAGGAUUGUUCUAGAAUCCCUUAGAGCAGAAUAAUCAUGUUGUUCUAGAAUCCCUCAGAGCAGAAUCAUCAUGUUGUUCUAGAAUCCCUCAGAGCAAAAUCAUCAUGUUGUUCUAGAAUCCCUCAGAGCAGAAUCAGCAUGUUGUUCUAGAAUCCCUCAGAGCAGAAUCUUCAUGUUUCUCUUCUAUACAGAAUGACUAACAUUAUUCUGAUGUGGGUCCAUGUCUUGAUUUCAGUACUCUAGUUUUAUUGGAUUUCAGAAUGAUGUAUAUUUCAUCAGGAUAUCAUGUGAGAAAUAUAAACUAAGGCAUGAACCAA
Oncorhynchus tshawytscha (Chinook salmon) is the source of this 3463-nucleotide messenger RNA. Its product is annotated as carbohydrate sulfotransferase 12-like. Gene Ontology annotation, cellular component: membrane. The record is from RefSeq and is a predicted model, not a curated record. Gene Ontology annotation, molecular function: sulfotransferase activity. Gene Ontology annotation, biological process: proteoglycan biosynthetic process; carbohydrate biosynthetic process. NCBI's taxonomy places the organism in Eukaryota, Metazoa, Chordata, Actinopteri, Salmoniformes, Salmonidae.